CCAAAAUCACCUUCAUCUCUCCCUCCUCCCCACACUUCGAAACCCAAAUCAAACAAGCUAGAAACUUUCGUCCUCAUCAUCAUCACCUCUUUUACACAUUUCGCCGAGAAUCAUUAUCAAAUCCGUACAGAUCUCACGACUAGCAGCUUCACUAUCGGCACACAGUAUAACCCUAGCCCUGUACCGAGAAAAAUCAAAUUCCGAUGGAAAAUAAAGCUCCUCGAAAACGGCCCAAUCAAUCCCCAGAAGCUAAACAAAAGAAGCGGGUCGUGUUGGGGGAGCUCACUAACAUAUUGUGCAAUGUCCCCCGGGCGACCCAAAACUCGGCUGUGGGAAAAACCAGAGAGAUCGGGACCGAGUCUUUAACCGAGAGAGCUGGAAAUGGGAGGAAUUCAGGCUUGGAGGGUAGUGCAGGAUCUUGUAAGCAGCAAAAAUUUGGAUAUGCUGCUUCCAUAUUUCAGCAUCUACACUCUUUGGAGGUUGAGGUGAAAAGGAGGCCUUUGUCUAAUUACUUGGAAAAAGUUCAGGAGGACAUAAAUCCAGCUAUGAGGGCCAAACUGAUUGACUGGCUAGUUGAGGUUGCAGAGGAGUACAAACUUGUUUCAGACACACUGUAUCUCACUGUAAAUUAUAUUGACCGAUACCUUUCUACCCAUAAGCUGCUCAGAAAUAAGCUUCAGCUUCUUGGUGUAUCUUGCAUGCUAGUCGCAUCAAAACAUGAAGAAAUCAAACCCCCGCACAUCGAAGAUUUUUGCUAUAUGACGGACAACACGUAUUCAAAAGAUGAGGUUGUGCAUAUGGAGAGAGAAGUCCUCAAAUUGUUAGAUUUUGAGAUGGGUAACCCAACAACUAAAACAUUUCUCAGAAUUUUUACCAGGGCUGCUCAGGAAAAACUCGCGUUUUCAAAUCUCCAGUUCGAUUUUUUAUGCUAUUAUCUUUCGGAGCUAAGUUUAUUGGAUUACGGUUGUGUCCAUUACGUUCCAUCAAUGGUAGCUGCCUCAGCCAUCUUUCUUGCAAGAUUGAUUAUGCAGCCAGAAUCUCCCCCAUGGACCCAGGCAUUGCAAAAGCACACGGGUUACAAACCAUAUGAAUUGAAAGUGUGUGUUUUCAAACUUCACAAUCUGCUUCUCAAAAGUGAAACGUAUACACAAGCUGUCAGGCAGAAGUAUUUGGAUCACAAGGUAAGGGCCAUGAAAGUAUGGGUGUCCGGUAAGAUUUGUGAAGCUGUUGUAAGUUGCAUUGUUUGGAAGAAAUUCAAACUAACUUGUCAGGUUGAGGUGAAAAGGAAGCCUUUGUCUGAUUACUUGGAAAAAGUUCAGGACAUAAACGCAGCUAUGAGGCCAAAGAUGAUUGUAUCUUAC
Striga asiatica is the source of this 1361-nucleotide messenger RNA. The record is from the annotation of a GenBank genome assembly. Lineage: Eukaryota; Viridiplantae; Streptophyta; Magnoliopsida; Lamiales; Orobanchaceae.